CAUUGCUAUUGUUAGUCUCAUUUAUUAACCAAAUUCUAAAUUCAUAAAUCUAUCUUUAUCUUCUUCUUUACCAUGCAGAAAACAAAGUCUCACAGAUUCUGCCAGAGCUGCUUGAAGACUAUUUCCAUCCGUUCUUAUGGAGACUGUGAAGGUGGCGGAGACAAGGGCAUUAAGGCCAAGUUGGCCAAGAAAAUACCCGUGGAGCGUGAAAAGUUUUUAGGUAUCAAAUGUCUGCACGGCACAAAGACGAUUGCCAAGAUCAGCGUUAAUAGCGUGAUUGGUGGAAUGCGAGGACUUCCGCUACUGUUUUGUGAGACCUCCAGCCUGGAUAAAAACAAGGGCAUUUUCUACCGCGGAAUGUUGCUGAAGGAUGUGUGUGCAAAGCUGCCGCGGGUGCGUGAGGGGUCGCAGGAGGGCACUCCGGAGGGCGUCUUCUUCCUGCUGACCACCGGCGAGAUGCCCAAAAAGGAGGAGGCCGAGGAGGUCACCAAAGAGUGGGUGAAGCGUGGCAAUGUUCCGCGCUAUUGCCUCCGGAUGAUUGACUCCAUGGACAAGCGAGUACACCCGAUGGCCCAGCUGUGCGCCGCCUGCGCCUGCCUCAAUGCGCAGAGCAAGUUCGUGGAGGCAUACAACAAGGGUGCCAAGCGGGGGGUCUACUGGGAGUCCAUCUACGAGGACUCGAUGAACCUGUGCGCCAUGCUGCCCGCCGUGGCGGCGGCCAUCUACAACAACGUGUUCAAGGAGGGCGAGGGCUCCCGGGAGAUCAACAAGGAGCAGGACUGGUCGGGCAACUAUUGUCACAUGCUCGGACUGCCUGACGAGGACUUCAUCGACCUGAUCCGGCUCUAUAUGAUCCUGCACGCGGACCACGAGAGCGGCAACGUUUCCGCCCACGCCUGCCACCUGGUGGGAUCGGCGCUCAGCGACCCUUUCCUGUCCUUCUCGGCCAGCAUGUGCGGUCUGGCAGGACCGCUUCACGGCCUGGCCAACCAGGAGGUGCUCGUCUGGCUGACGAAGCUCAGGAAGGCAAUCGGCGACGAGCCCACGGACGACGAGCUGAAGAAGUUCAUUGACGACACGCUGCAAAGUGGACAGGUUGUUCCCGGCUAUGGACAUGCCGUGCUGCGGGACACCGAUCCCCGGUUCGUCCUGCAAAACGAGUUCGCCAUGAAGCACUGCAAGGACGACGCGGGCGUGAAGCUGGUGACUCGUCUGUGGAAGAUCAUACCAGACGUGCUCAAGAAGCUGAACAAGGUGGCCAAUCCGUAUCCAAAUGUAGACGCCCAUUCGGGCGUCCUGCUGCAGCACUAUUGCCUGAAGGAGCUGAACUACUACACGGUCCUCUUCGGCGUUUCCCGGGCGCUGGGAGUUCUGUCCCAGCUCAUUUGGUCACGGGCCUUGGGAGCACCCAUCGAGAGGCCGAAGUCGUUCUCCUCGUCGGAGCUUUGCAAGUAUAUCAAGGAAGCGGACAAAAAGGACAAAAAGAAAAAGUGCUGAGACAAUUUCUUUGAAAACCGAUUUAUUUGCCUAUCGAAUAAUCUACAAUUCUGUAUUUUUGUACUAAGUAGUUAAUCGAAUCCCCCAAGAACAGGAGUUAUUAAAACGGUUUUCCCAUCUUUCAACUUCUAAA
Drosophila rhopaloa is the source of this 1630-nucleotide messenger RNA. Its product is annotated as probable citrate synthase, mitochondrial. Lineage: Eukaryota; Metazoa; Arthropoda; Insecta; Diptera; Drosophilidae. Gene Ontology annotation, cellular component: mitochondrial matrix. The record is from RefSeq and is a predicted model, not a curated record. Gene Ontology annotation, biological process: tricarboxylic acid cycle; carbohydrate metabolic process. Bases 73 to 1497 code for a protein of 474 amino acids. The transcript is spliced from 4 exons.